AUGCCGCGUCAGUCCAGUAUUGAUUUAGACUCGGCCGAUCGGCCCUUUGAUAAUAUCAUCAACUUCCGUGAUGUCGGCCGCUCCGUGAAUCACUUCUGUGGUGCGCAGAUCUUGAAGGAGGGCGUGUUGUUUCGCAGUGCCAGGCUCGACGAUGCCUCAGAACGAGAUAAACGCCGACUGGCCGAGGAACUGCACAUCGUGACGGUGAUUGAUCUUCGAUCUCAAACCGAACACCAGAUGGGGACGCGCAAACGCCGUGCGGAGAACGCGGGCGCGAGCGAGGAUCCCGCAGACAUUGACUUUACGAGAUCCCCCGUGCCCCCGAACGCAGACGAGCAUCUUCUGCAGAUCCCAGAUUCCCACCGAGCCCUGAUCAGCUUGACGGGCAAGGGAUUCGAACGUGCAUUACUGGCCAAGCUCGAUUGGCCCACUUAUUUAAAAGUAUUGGCUUGGGCAGCCACGGGCUAUCGCUCUGAUGCCGUCCGCCUGAUUGGUGAACGGGUUAUGCAGCCGCGAGGUUUAACGGGACUCGCGCAGGAUACCCUCGAUUCCAGCCCUGCUGAGAUCCGCUCCGUUUUCGAACUCCUUGCGAAGGACGACGCGUACCCGCUUCUUGUGCACUGCACCCAGGGCAAGGACCGCACGGGUUUGGUCAUUCUGUUGGCUCUUCUGCUUGCCGGUGAGAAUGUGCCAACGGCUGCUAUUGUGGAUGACUACGUCCGCUCGGAGUUGGAGCUCGUUCCCGAAUUUGAGGAGCGCAUGCGGGAAAUCCGCGCCCUGGGGUUGGGUGAGGACUAUACGCGCUGUCCGCCCGGGUUCGUAGAUACUACUAUCCAGUAUCUGCAGGACAGGUACGGCGGCGUGUGGGGGUAUUUGACGGGGAUUGGGAUCGAUGCGGCGAUGCAAGAACAUAUACGACAGAAACUAUUGAUCCAGUAA
Molecule: messenger RNA, 939 nt
Organism: Penicillium cinerascens
Lineage: Eukaryota; Fungi; Ascomycota; Eurotiomycetes; Eurotiales; Aspergillaceae
Product: tyrosine-protein phosphatase
Exons: 5
Coding region: 1-939 (312 amino acids)
Biological process (GO): dephosphorylation
Molecular function (GO): phosphoprotein phosphatase activity
Source: RefSeq, a predicted model, not a curated record